Messenger RNA from Dromaius novaehollandiae (emu), 1367 nucleotides. It is a transcript of the gene MRPL40, whose product is annotated as mitochondrial ribosomal protein L40. Gene Ontology annotation, cellular component: mitochondrial large ribosomal subunit; mitochondrial ribosome. NCBI's taxonomy places the organism in Eukaryota, Metazoa, Chordata, Aves, Casuariiformes, Dromaiidae. The record is from RefSeq and is a predicted model, not a curated record. The coding region runs from base 544 to 1158 and encodes 204 amino acids. The transcript is spliced from 4 exons.
UGCCGGGCGGCGGCGACACCGCGAGGGAACCGCCCCAAGCGCCGCCGUCCGCCAGGGGCGCGGCCGCUACCGGCCUCUCGGGGCAGCGCCGGGGGCUGGGGGCGCCGGCCCGCGCCCGAGGGCGGCCUGUCCGGGGAGGCCGCCUGGAUGUGGCCCUCGGCGGGCGAGGGCUGAUUUUAGCCUGAGAAACCUCACAAACCGCGGAGGCACCGCGCCCGCCCCCGGCCUCGCCUCGGUCGCCUCCGAGAGCGCCGCCCGCCCGCGGUGCCGGGGCGAGGCCGGCCGCGCCGCCCCGGGGUCCUGGGGCCUUGUCGCCACGUCCCCGCGGGGGUGGCUGCCACGUGGCCCCCACGCCUCGCUCAAGCCUGGGCGGCGGUGCGGGGUGCGGGGCCGGGCCGCAAGGGCGCGGCAGGCCGCGGAGCGGGCCGGAACCUUUGCGAGGCGGAACGGGAGCGGCGGGGGCAGGCGCGCGGCCGGCGCUGUGUGCGGGGUGGCGCCGGGGAGCGCUCAGCGGCGCACCAGGGCUGCCCGGGGACGGGAGUCAUGUUGGCGGCGGCGAUCCGGCGGCUCGGUGGGGCCUGCGCGGCGCCCGGCGGCGCCUGGCUCAGUUCGUGGCUGCCCCAGACAGUUCAGUUUCGAGGAAGUCACUGGCAGACUUCAUUACUGGCAUUUAAGGCAUCUCUCCCCAUGAGAGUACAACCAAAGAAGAAGAAGAAAGUAGAUAUAAAGAGAGAGCAAGCACAGAAGGAUCGUAUGAAGAAGAAAAUAAGGAAGCUGGAAAAAGCUGCCCCAGAAAUGAUUCCAAUUGAGGAUUUUAUAACACCGUCUAAAUACUCAGAAAGCAACAGAGUGCGAAGUCUUCCACCUCUGUCUUUUGAGGAGACUGAAAGAAGAGUUCUCCUUAUGAAAAAGUGGUCUCUGUAUAAGCAGAAACAAGAUGAGGCAGAGAAGAAAGCAAUUCAGACUCUUGUAGCGGCUCAACAAGAGGCACUAAAGGAACUGCGCCUUGAAUCAGAGGAGUUAUAUCAAGCGGCAAUAAAACGAGAUGAGGGACUUUUUCCCUUUGAGAGAGAUGGACCUAAUUACACCCCACCACUUCCUGGUUAUGAUCCUCCUGAAGGAAAAUGCAUUGAUAUCACCAAGGUGUAUACACAGUGAGAUGGGAAGAGUUUAUUGUUCACCUGGUAUGAGCUGCUCAGCUGGCUGAAGAAGAAAAGAACAGAAUGAGAAGGAAUGAUUCCUUUUGUAGUUCAAAACCCUGUAGGUGUGUGACUGUAAUAACAAAAAACAAAAACCCACCACGAUGCAAUGUCUGUUUUCCUUUUAAAACCAACCAUCUAGGUAAUAAAUCAUCCAGCAAAACUGUA